Syngnathoides biaculeatus (alligator pipefish) is the source of this 1137-nucleotide messenger RNA. RefSeq names its product RAB5B, member RAS oncogene family (gene rab5b). The record is from RefSeq and is a predicted model, not a curated record. Lineage: Eukaryota; Metazoa; Chordata; Actinopteri; Syngnathiformes; Syngnathidae. Gene Ontology annotation, molecular function: GTP binding; GTPase activity. The transcript has 6 exons. The coding region runs from base 243 to 893 and encodes 216 amino acids.
AAGUGCUUCAGGAAGCAAUCGUGGAAGUAGCCCUGAGCCGCAGCAGAAGCUUUACUCACCACGCUGCUGUCAUUGGUCCCUUGGACCUAAGGAAGGCGAGAAGAGCGUGAACCCCUCCCAAAGCUGCGUUCAAGUUUGUAGCAGUUGUGAGAUCAUCAGUGAGGCUUGACCGCACAGGUGGGAGGCAAAGCGACAAGUGACAAGUGGCCUUCCCCCGACCGCACCCCCCCCCACUGGUCCCCAUGAGCUCUAGAGGGAGUGGUGGCCGCUCCAAUGGCGCACUGCCACAGACCAAGAUCUGCCAGUUCAAGCUGGUGCUGCUGGGUGACAUGGCGGUGGGCAAAUCCAGCCUGGUGCUGCGCUUCGUCAAGGGACAGUUUGAUGAGUUUCAGGAGACCACCAUAGGAGCUGCUUUCCUGGCCCAGUCGGUGUGCUUAGAUGACACCACGGUCAAGUUUGAGAUCUGGGACACAGCAGGACAAGAGCGUUACCACAGCCUGGCGCCCAUGUACUACAGAGGAGCUCAAGCUGCCAUUGUGGUUUUUGACAUCACCAAGCCAGAAACCUUUGAGAGGGCCAAGGCUUGGGUGAAGGAGCUGCAGAGGCAGGCCAGUCCCAACAUUGUCAUUGCUUUGGCGGGCAACAAGGCUGACCUGGCCGAGAAGAGACUAGUAGAAUAUGAGGAAGCGCAGACGUACGCUGAUGACACCGGCCUGCUCUUCAUGGAAACCUCGGCCAAGACGGCCAUGAACGUCAACGAGCUUUUCCUGGCCAUUGCAAAAAAGAUGCCAAAAACAGACACUCAAAACUCAACGCAUGCAGCACGACAUAGGGGGGUCAACCUCCAGGACCCUGACGCCCACUCCACCAGAGCUUGCUGUGGCGGAAACUAAACCACGCACACCGCUUUCCCUGCCAUGUGACCUCCCGCCAAAAAAGCAUCCCUUCUCUUAUCAUCCUUACCAGUGAAUCAAGCCAGUGGAGAACAGGAGGGAAUGCAACAACGUGGAGGACAUAAAUUGUGAAUAUUCUGCCUUGUAUCAUUUCAGUUAGACUCCUCACUGAUAAUCCUCACUUCUACAAGUGAACAAGCAAAGACGGAAGCAAUAUAAUGUACAAUAAAAGAGGCUAAAUGUG